AUGUCGCACACCUUUGGCGAGCCGUACGCCAUGGAUAAAGAGCAGGCGAAUGAGAGGAAGCGCAAGCGAAUGCUAUCCCGUUCUGACGAAGAGAUACAGAACGACAUGGACAACAAGAAAGUGCCCUACCGACGCGGUUGGCCAGACUUACAGUCGUUGCCCCUCAACAGCACCGACCUCCAUAUCGAAAAUCUCUUUUCUCGUCCACAGCGGGACGACAUUAUGGCCAGAGCCCGAACCAUCUUCGCUGUCCAGCGCCUUGUUACCGAUUUCCAAGAGAUCACCUUCAGACUUCCUGAUAACGUUAAUGCCGACGGCUCCACAGACCUUUCGGCAUUCGUCACGUUCUUGUUCACAGCUGACAUGGUAAAAGACGUUGAUAAGGUCGAUAGAGUCAUUAUUCAGAUCCGCCAAAGUUUCAUGCAGGUUCCUGCCUUUAACGACAUCAGCAUCGAAUGUCUACACCUGGGUUGCCUUGUAGCUCCUCCGACAUAUGCUGUCUCGCCCAACGACGUCACUGUGCGAUCGAAGAGUGAGGCCGUGGUCGACUUCGUGAUGCAACAAUUGAAGAAAGAGCGCUGCGUCUGGCUCUGCAUAGAGGUUGUGCGUCGCGGUCUAGUCGAAGACACUGACCGGUGCCAGCCCACCAUCUUGAUCACUACCCCGACUGCCAACGAACUGCGUUGGUAUACUACGGUCUUACCUGGUAUCCGCAACUUUCUUGUCAAGAAGGCGCCUGCUUUCCAGAUUGAGCUGCUCAGGGCCGAUUCUCUCUUCAGAGCGCGCAAGCAGCACCCGCCCACGGACAAGGUCGACGGAACUUCCUAUGAGAAAAUUGUCACCAUGGGUUCUUCAGUCGGUAUCGAAGGCGAUGAAUUUUCUGGAGGCACACUCGGCGGGGUCGUGACACUGGAAGGUGGAGGCCAGCCCACGGUACGGUGCGGUAUCACGAACUGGCAUGUGGUUCGUGACAGUCGUCUUGACAAGCAUAAGACUCUGUUCCAGAAGCCCCAGUACAUGCUCAGCCCUUCGACACAAGAUCACCAGGGUUAUCUUGGUCAUUUUCAGGCGCGAAUGAAGAACUAUGCGAAAAACAGUGAACAAGGCGAUUGCAGUGCUCAAGCCUUGUGGAAGAACGCCAAUACGCAACACAACAAUAUUGCAAAGAUCGAUCGCACGAUUGGAUUCGUUCACACGGCCUCCGGUUUCCGGUCCAUGACGACUCCCAGAUACGCCACAGACUCCAUGACUGGAAGCAAUGACAACGAUAAGGUCAAGAACCAGCUGAGGUUUUCGCUCGACUGGGCACUGAUCGCAGUCGCGAGUUCCACUGACCGAGUGUUACUGAAUGUUCUUCCCGAUAAGAAUCUCCUCGUCAAUUCCGAUAACGAAGUGAAUGGGUCUUUCAUCUGCAACCAGUGGUCCACCUUCAACGUCAACAAGAAUAUGGUGAAGGUCGCCAAAGUUGGACGGACCUCUGGUUGGACUUUUGGGCACAUCAACUCAGAGCUCAUCCACAUCAGCCCUGAUAACCCAGAGUUCCAAGAGAUGGCAAGCCUGUACGGUUCCACCGCUGGCGAUCCAUGUCACUGCUUCGGCGUCAUCUCCGAUCCCCGUACGACACUCUUCAUGGAGCCUGGAGACUCAGGUAGUAUAUUGCUGCAUCCCGACUCCGGAGCGUGGCUGGGCCUGCUUUUCGGUACUACCGGGAGUGGACACGGAAUGUUCAUCGCAAUCGAUCGGAUCUUCCAAGAUAUCAAGGCUAUCACUGGACAGGAAGUUACAGCUCCUUCUUUCACCAGUUCGUAUGAGUUCGUUAAACGGCUUGCAGCUACGCUAACAGGUUUGCAGGACCGGAGAAAAUUGGUCUCGCUCCAUACCAGCUCGAGCCUACCGAUUAGGCAAAUGAUAUCGAAAGGCGGUCAGUGUGAAGUUCAAAGACACUUCUUACUUUAA
Ascochyta rabiei is the source of this 1956-nucleotide messenger RNA. RefSeq lists its product as uncharacterized. The coding region runs from base 1 to 1956 and encodes 651 amino acids. Lineage: Eukaryota; Fungi; Ascomycota; Dothideomycetes; Pleosporales; Didymellaceae. The transcript has a single exon. The record is from RefSeq and is a predicted model, not a curated record.